Messenger RNA from Solanum dulcamara, 1320 nucleotides. RefSeq names its product putative F-box protein PP2-B12. The record is from RefSeq and is a predicted model, not a curated record. The transcript has 3 exons. Lineage: Eukaryota; Viridiplantae; Streptophyta; Magnoliopsida; Solanales; Solanaceae. Gene Ontology annotation, molecular function: protein binding. Bases 81 to 1019 code for a protein of 312 amino acids.
AGGAUACUGCGCCGUUUUAAAACUAAUUUCAUAUAUAUAUAAAUAGGGAAGAGAAUAUCAAGUAUAGUAUUUGUAUCACAAUGGCGAUGGAAAACCGACAUAGCUCAGCCGUUAGCGGCGGCAGCGGUGGUGGUGAUAUCUACCACCUGCCUGAAGGUUGCAUAGAGAACGUACUAUCAUUGACGAGUCCGAGAGAUGCGAGUCAGUUAUCGGUGGUAGCUACGAUUUUCCGGUCGGCUGCUGAAUCUGACGCCGUUUGGGACCGGUUUUUGCCACCGGAUUACCGUGAUAUUAUUUCCCGGUCUAGCGGUGGACCGGAAUCGAUCAAUGUCGGUUCUAAGAAAGAGCUUUUUUUCUAUCUCUGUGAUCAUCCUUUUUUCAUUGACGGUGGCACUAAGAGCUUCUCAUUGGAGAAGCGCAGUGGAAAGAAAUGCUACAUGUUAGCUGCAAGGUCACUUGCAAUUGUUUGGGCUGACACACCUCAGUAUUGGAGAUGGAUCCCUCUUCCCACGUCCAGGUUCUCAGAGGUUGUCGAACUUCUUGACGUCUGCUGGUUUGACAUUUCUGUCACGAUAAACACCUCUAUGCUAUCCCCCGACACCAACUAUGCAGCCUACUUUGUGUUCACAAUGAAAUCCAGGACGUACGGAUUUGAUCACCAAAGUGCAGAGGGUGUAGUAGGGAUUCCAGGGCAUGAAAGGCAACCACAGACAGUUUUCUUGGAUCCAGAGGCAGCACGCAGGCACAUGUACCAAAUAGUUCCAAGGCGGUUGGGACUAUUGAACCGGAUGGCUGAUAACCUGAGAGGGGGAGUGAAUCCUCCACCUUCAGAAAGUGAAGCACAAGCACGAUACCCACAACAGAGAAGUGACGGAUGGAUAGAAGUCGAGUUGGGAGAAUUCUUUGUCAAGAGAGGGCAAGACGUUGAACUCGAGAUGAGCUUGACAGAGGUGAAGGAAGGUAACUGGAAAAGUGGCUUAGUUGUUGAAGGGAUUGAAAUCAGGCCUAAGGAAGGGUAAUGAGCUUGAUACUGAAAAAGUUCAUUUAGUGUCUGUCCUAAGCCAUUUUUCUAUUGAGGGAAGAUUAAAAGUUACAAGGCCUAAACCGAUUGUCCCACAUGUGGCUGGUGAGAUUUGGACCAAAAAAAGUAGAAGAUUUGCACCAGAGUUUUUCAAGAAAUUGGAUCAUCAUAUGGUCAACAGGUGUGAAAAUCUAGACUUGUGUAGUGUUCUUAGGCAUUUUAUAUUUUGUUGUGGUCUGUUAUGUUUCCCCUGUUGUAUUUUGGUCAGUGAUCAUUUGUGUUAAAAUAAUUUUGUGGAA